CAGUGACAGACAUCAUUAUCAAAAUAAUUUAUCAAAAAUAAAUAAAUAUAAAUCGUGGGGCGGUAUGGCGAACGACAGGGAAAUCCUACGCGAAAUAUGGGAAGGCAAACUUCCCAUAUGCUUCCGCUUGGACAGCGAAGAAGUGGCGGAUGUUCGCGAACCGGAUCCGUUCUAUCUGAUGGUGCCCCGACUCAGUUAUUUCCCUUUAGUGACCGACAAAGUAAAGAGACACUUCGUAAAGUACGUGGACAGCGAGAAGUCCGAGCAGGAGAUGUGGCUGGAGUACAACGGGCAGCCAUUGAAAUGGCACUAUCCGAUCGGUGUCCUCUUCGAUCUGCUCUUCGAUAAGGACGAGAUACUACCUUGGAAUAUAACCGUUCAUCUAGAUAAAUUCCCCGAUGCUGAGAUCUUCAGGUUUAGUAAUAAAGAUAUGGUAGAAUCGUAUUUCAUGUCCUGUUUGAAGGAGGCCGAUGUGUUGAAACAUAGAGGACAAAUCGCUGGUAGUAUGCAAAAAAAAGACCACAACCAAUUGUGGUUAGGACUUCAAAACGAUAAAUUCGAUCAAUUCUGGGCUGUAAAUAGAAAACUAAUGGAGACCACGAACGAUACGGAGUAUUUCAAGUACAUUCCAUUCAGGUGUUAUUUAGAAAACGGCUAUAAACAGAAGUUGGUUAAACCCGUAGGAGACAACGGUAGCAAAAGAACGUUGCAAGAUCUUUUAAACGAAAUGUUCCCGGACCAACCGGAAGUGCAAAUAAAGACUCACGGGUUAAUUCCUCCGUUAGAUACCCCCUUGCAAUGGCUGUCUGAACAUUUAAGCUAUCCAGAUAAUUUUCUACAUUUAUGCGUAGUUUAAGGUAGCUUUAUCCGAAGGUUUAUGUUACGUGUAAUAUUCGAUUUUAUGACUGUAUUUAGUUUACUCCUUUCAGCGGACUGUAAAGAAUGUUUGCAUUUUUUCCAAACCGAAUUCCAUACUUUUUAUAUUUUCGUUUCGAAUUAUUUGAUAAUAAACGUCAGUAUUUAUAUUACGUGUUUCGUUGAGGCGAUGAAUAAUCC
Messenger RNA from Phyllotreta striolata, 1056 nucleotides. The record is from the annotation of a GenBank genome assembly. NCBI's taxonomy places the organism in Eukaryota, Metazoa, Arthropoda, Insecta, Coleoptera, Chrysomelidae.